Hyla sarda is the source of this 768-nucleotide messenger RNA. RefSeq names its product phosphatidylethanolamine-binding protein 1-like. The transcript is spliced from 4 exons. Gene Ontology annotation, biological process: negative regulation of MAPK cascade. The record is from RefSeq and is a predicted model, not a curated record. The coding region runs from base 97 to 657 and encodes 186 amino acids. Lineage: Eukaryota; Metazoa; Chordata; Amphibia; Anura; Hylidae.
AGCAGGGGGCGGGGCUGUCGGUGACCGUUUUUAUACGGGACACUGGCAGUGCCAGCGCUACAGCUCUGAGAGUCUCAGUCGUGCCCGGUGCUCACCAUGGUGUUAGAUAUCAGUGAAUGGGACGGACCCCUGAAACUCAGUGAUGUGGAUGAAAAACCAAAGGUUCCUCUGAGGGUGAAGCAUAAGGAGGUGUGCAUAGACAAGCUGGGGAAAGUCCUGAAACCCUGCCAGAUUAAAGACAGACCAACAAUUGAAUGGGAGGGCAUGGAUCCCAAGAAGCUAUAUACUGUAAUAUUGACUGAUCCUGAUGUACCCGGCAAACAUGAUCGCUCUAUGGCACAAUGGCAUCACUAUCUGGUAGUAAAUGUUAAAGGAAAUGACCUGAACAGUGGUAAUACUCUUACGGAAUAUGUUGGUUCAGGAGCAGGAAAAGGAACAGGUCUACAUAGGUAUACCUGGCUUGUAUAUGAACAGCCGACUUCCCUCAAGUGUGAUGAACCUCAUUUGAGUGACAGAACUGCUCAAGGCCGUGAAAAAUUUAAUGCACAUGCUUUCCGUAAGAAGUAUGGACUUGGCCCCCCGGUCGCUGGUGUUUGUUUCGAGGCUGAGUGGGAUGAAUCUGUUCCUGAACUUUACAAACAGAUGGGGGUAGCAUAAAACUAGGGGAACCCUAAGGAACAAAUAAUGUUUAUCAGUGUACUUCUGUACAUAAAGAUUAUGUAUCUCUGUAGACAUCUCUAGCAAUAAAGAUGAAAGUUUUGUCCUUUA